Leptopilina heterotoma is the source of this 2289-nucleotide messenger RNA. RefSeq lists its product as uncharacterized. Lineage: Eukaryota; Metazoa; Arthropoda; Insecta; Hymenoptera; Figitidae. The record is from RefSeq and is a predicted model, not a curated record. Bases 1 to 837 code for a protein of 278 amino acids. The transcript has 5 exons.
AUGAUGUUGACAUGUCAUUAUUCACAAUGUGGAGUUACGUUUAAAAAGUGUAGCUCCUAUAAGCAACAUAAGAGUCGCUAUCAUUGUCAACCACAUGUGCAAAAUAAUGGUGAAGAAAAUAUUGUGGAUAACAUACCAAAUAAUGUGGUUAUUGUACAAAAUGCACAAAAUAUUGGAGAUCCAAUUGUUGCACCCUUAGAGGAAUUUAAUUGGACAGCAGCUCAAUUUAUAGUUGACAUACGAGAAAAUUGUAAAGUUUCUCAAGUCGCAACGAACAAAAUUAUAAAUGGAGUAACAGAUUUAAUGAAAUUGUAUACGACAAACAUAUUAAAUGAAAUUAAAAAUCAAAGAGAUCCAAAUACAAAUUUAGUUGAUGCUAACCAAUUGGAAAGGUUAUUACAAGAAACGUAUGAUCCGACAUUGGUAUUUGAACCAAUCAAAUCUAAAUGGACAGUUUUGAAUGGAACUUAUUAUAGAGAAAACGAAGUUUUUCGACAAAUGGAAAAUCCUCUAGCCGUAAUAUUGUAUUAUGAUGACGUAGGGAUUGCAAAUCCUCUUGGAAGCCAUUCGACGACCCAAAAACUGGGAAUGUUUUAUUGGACUUUAGCAAACAUAGACCCAAAAUUACGAUCGAGUCAAAAUUCAAUAUUUUUAUUGGCAAUAGUUAAGGCAAAGUUAAUAAAAAAAUUUGGACUUGAAAAGUUACUGAAGCCAUUCAUUGAUGACAUGAAAAUAUUACGAACGAGAGGUGUUUUUAUUACAGUUGACGGCGAAGAUUUACUUUUCAAAGGUUCCUUACUAUUUUGUGCGGGGAUACUCCUGCUUCUGCUUUUUUAGGUGGUUUUAAAGAAUCAGUGUCAUCAAUUCGACUAUGCAGAACAUGUUUAGUAAGAAAAGAAGACUAGAAUACGAAUUUUAAGGAUGAGUUCACACAUUCAAAUGCAGAGUCUCAUCGACAACAUUUGGAUGCUAUAACAGAUCUAACUGCACCCAAGGCUGUUGGUUCCUUUUGGAAACGGCGUUAUGGAGUAAAUUCGGAAUCCGCUUUAUUCGAAAUUAUGGACGUGACUAAAUGUCUUCCCCAAGAUGCAAUGCAUUUAUUUCCUGAAGGUGUGACGGAAGUAACCACCAGAGCUAUUCUUUGGUAUUUUAUUAUUGAGAAAGAACUUUUAUCUGUGGAACAAUUAAAUAAAAAGAUGGAAAAUUUUAAGUUUGGUCAUUUCAAAAACAACAAACCUGGGGUAAUUCUACGUGACCACCUCAGAAGGGAUAUGAAGUUGAAGCAAAGUGCAUCGCAAACAUUGGCUCUUGCUCAUAGCCUACCGUUUUUAUUGAAUGAAUGGAUUAUAGAAGACAACAUUGAACAUUUGGAGCAUAUUUUACUUCAUGUAAGUAUGUUACAAAUUGUAAAUGUUUGCUUUUCAAAUGAAAUUCAUCGCAAUACUACGUAUGUAUUGGCAAGAAUGAUAGAAAUAUUUGAUUUAAAAUUCAAGCGUUUAUUUCCGGAAUGGCUUGUACCAAAGUUUCAUUUUAUAACGCACUUGCCUCAGUAUAUACGAAUGUUUGGUCCUGCUCGUCAGCAGUGGUGUUUUGGAUUUGAAAGAGAACACGGAUACUUCAAGCAGCUAGUGCCGGUAGUUCGAAGUUUUAAAAACAUGUCCUUGACAUUGUGUUAUCGACAUCAAGCGCGACUUUGUUUUCAACUCGCUACAUUCCGUGGAAGAGAAUCCAAAAAAUUCUUAUAUCAGGGAGAUGAAAUCACUAUCGGUCAAAGAGUGCUAUUGAGAAAUUUGCCGCAUAUGGAAUUACUUUUCGAUUUUAUUCCACAGGAUGAAAUAGAAACUUUUAAUAUUUCUCGCUGUCUUCGAGUGAAAUCGCAUGGAACAAAAUAUAAAGAAGGAUCAAUUAUUUUGUUAGAAUGCGAAGAAAAUUCACUCCCCAUAUUUGGAGUGAUUAAAGAAAUCUUUGUUAUCGACGACAUAAUAUUGUUUUGUUACAUUAAAUUAGAUACGAUACACUACAAGGAAACUUUAAAUAGUUACAAAAUUAAUAAACCUUGUAUUAUCUCUCAAAAUGUAAUUAGGCUAAAGGAUCUAAUAUAUUUCCACAUCCGAUUCCUGAAUUUAAAUUUGAAAACAGCAAAUAUGUCUUUUUACUCGAUCACGAACGUACAGAAUUUUACGGAUGAUAUACUUAUAUUGUAAAUUAAAUAUAAAAGCCUAAAUUGUACACAUUUUAUUAAGAAAACUUAAUAUUGUUUAGAUCAAUAAAAUAUACUUUAACUAUUUA